AUGACUCAUUCACCCUGCAAAUCAAGCAGCAGCCAACAAGAAGCCUUGGAGAUAUCAGCCGGAACCGCCAUUUUAUCCCGUAUUCCGGAAUUUUGGAGGGACCAACCCAGAUUAUGGUUUAAGCAACUAGAAGCCAUAGUAGCACCACAGAAGCAAGGAGACGAUUACAAGUACUAUACGGUCAUUGCAAAACUGCCAAAAGAAGAAAUAAUACAGGUUAGUGACCUCAUUACUUGCCCACCGCCAAUAGAAAAGUACAAGGCUAUCAAAGAACGCCUAAUCAGUUGCUAUGAGGAAUCAGACCAACGUCAGCUCCAAAAAUUAUUGUCUGAAAUGGAUCUCGGCGACCAGAAACCAUCACAUCUUCUGCGCAAGAUGCGGACCCUGAGUAACGGAAAUAUCAGCGACGAAACCAUCAAACUUCUAUGGUUGAGGCUUCUGCCACCAUCAGUGACUUCGGUUCUAGCAGUCACAGAAGACAUAGAUGUGAACAAGAUGAGCCAGAUCGCGGACAAGAUAUUAAUAAAUUCAACACGUACAGAGGUGUCAGCUGUAAACGGAAACAAAUCUGGCGACGAUACAAUGUCAUGCAUACUAGCACAGUUAGCAGAAAUGCAAUUGGAACUAAAUGCAAUUCAGCAAGGUAAAAGUCACUUUUUACCUGUGCAGAUAAAUGUUAUGGUUAUUUCGACGUGUGACGUCAUCCGCCAUCGGCCACCAGUCAACGCGGACAUAACCCUACGGGGUGUAUUGCGCGGUGUGCGCGCGCGCCGGGGAGUGGCAUGCGCAGGGGGGGAGCGCGGGGCUCGCCCCGCUAGCGACAUGCGCGCACGCGACGCCGCGCACCUUGCCCUGCUGCUGCUGGCGCAUCUAGUACCGCCAGGUGAGUUCUUCACUACAUAA
Messenger RNA from Spodoptera exigua (beet armyworm), 903 nucleotides. NCBI's taxonomy places the organism in Eukaryota, Metazoa, Arthropoda, Insecta, Lepidoptera, Noctuidae. The record is from the annotation of a GenBank genome assembly.